UUGACACGUUAUUAUUAAUAAUCAUUCUUUUUGGCGAAAACUGUCUUAUUUUGUGGAAAAAGGGCGCCCCCCUGCGGCCGCAAGGAAACCCGAGCCGGAUGUGCAAUUUGAACUACAGCUCGGCGGACCGCGUUGGAUGCCUGGCUGUUAAAGAGAUGAGCGGAGACAACGUUAAGUUGUUUGUGGGCAACCUUCCUUUAGACGCGACACAAGACGAAAUCAACAAACUCUUUGCUCCCUAUGGCGAGAUCAACACCUGCUCCUUGCUCAGACAGUAUGCCUUCGUCACCCUGAAAGGAGAGGGAGCUGCCGACAGGGCCAUACGGCAUCUCGACGGCAAGGAGUACAGAGGCAGGCCCCUUGUGGUGGAGGAAUCACGGGCACGUCCUCCCAAUUCCACCAAAGUGUUUGUGGGGAACCUGAGUGCGACGUGUUCUGCAGAUGACUUGCACAGCCUCUUUUCAACUUUUGGGAGAGUUUUAGACUGUGAUAAAGUCAAAGCCCGAUUAUGUUCAAAUGUGGGCUACGCUUUUGUGCAUAUGGAAAGGAAAGAGGAGGCUAUGGCAGCUAUCGACUCCCUCAACGGGACCAUUUUCAAGGGCCGUCAGCUGGCUGUAGAGCUCUCCAAAGCGCAACCUUUGGUCAACCAGCUCAUGACAACUGGAGGGGGUAGAGAAGGUCUGCUUCCUCGGCCAGCUGGCUCGUUGGAGCAUCACCAGAGUCACGCUGCCGUACUCGCAGCAGCAGCAGCGGCUGCUGCCGGACUUCCAAUACAAGUUCAGCAAAGCGUCCACAACUCAUUUUAUAACACCACGUCCUUUGAUCCUACUUACGCCGCUUUGAGAGGCAUUACAAGUUCUAAAGGCGCCGAUGGGGUCAUAUAUGGUGCUCUGGCCAGCCAGGUUUAUGGAUCUGUCGCUGAUCAGGUGUACCAGGACAUGACUAAUCACACCGCUGUGCCCUCCGCUGAGGAUUACGAGCCUCAGAACACGCCGGAUCCAACAACGCUUUUUGAGGCCGCAAGAGCCAAGUUCUUCCAGGAGGGACAGAAGGUUCUGGCCGAGCAGCAAGCAGGGAGAAAAACAACAGCAGCAUCAAAUUCCACCACGUCAACGUUGACGAACACGUCACCUUCAGAAACGGACAGGGACCGCAGCCCGAUCAGAGGGACCCGGGCGCCCUUGCUUCCUGACCCGUCUCCAGGUUCCUUCACACAGAAUCGUGCCAAACGCCGGGCUCUCCUGCCGACGCCGCCCGGGAUACCUGAAGACCCUUCUGCUGUAACUGCUGAAGGAGCCGAUCCUAUGGCUAGAUCCUAUUCAGAAUACUACCAGCAGAUGCAUCAAUACCAACAGUACCAGACCCAGCACCAGUACCAAUACCUCCAGUAUGCCUACAACAAUCCUCCGCCCCCUCCUCCCCCGUCCUCAACAGAUGCCACCACCUCCGCCCCACCGCCCCCCGGGACAUACACGGCGUCAUCGUCCUACCCUGCCACCCAGGACUACGGACCCCCAGGCACCUACGAACCCCCCGGCAGUUACAACGCGUCGUCACAGAACUACUCCGGCAACUACGACGCCUCGGCCGCCUAUGAUUCAUCGGGAGGCUACAGGGCGGCGGGAGCGUACGAUACACCCGGAGCUUAUGCAGCAGCGGGAAGCUACUCCGCGACCACACCGUAUGAGCAGACACCCGCACACGGGCAACCCACGCCCCAGCGCAAUGAUUACCCUUACAACACGCCAGAACCUCCUUACCGAUAGUCCCGCCCACCCUUUACACACACACACACACACACACACACACACACCCCAAACUGCAAAUGUGAGAGUACAGGAGUUUGGUUAAUUAAGUGACCGCAAUGCGAAGGGAAAAAUAAGGCAGGCAGCAAGGUCAUAAUUUUGAAUGAAGCAUUUUGGUGCACUGCAUCUCCAUCCGACUGGAAUUUGUUCCACAUAACAAUGAAUAUUCCAAUUUUACAAGAAGUACAAUUGUUGAGCUGUUGAAGAGUUGUUUUGUUGAAGAUAAUAGUCACAGGGUUCAGGAUUAAUCUCGCAGUUGGAAUUAGCAGGCACGAAUUCAGUCUGUGUUCGAAACAAUGUUGACAGGACAACGACUAUUUUCUGUGUAUGUAGGCUAUUUACUUAAUUUUGUAAAGGCGUAUUCAAGCAUUUUUUUGGUUUAUGCCACCUGUAGGCAUUCCCAUUUGGCCCCUGUUUAGAGAGUAUGAUUUGGGUAAUUUCAACAGGAUUUUAUGAGAUAGAUUUGGCAAGUUGGAUGACACUAUUAUACAGUAUUUACAAUAGUUAUGAGGAGAAACUCAAGAAUUGUGACUGACCAGUGGAGACGAAUCUUGGCAUUGGAGGGUCUCUAUCUUGAUACUCCAAAGAUCAGUCAACCCACACAAAGCUUGCUUUCUUUUCUUCCUGUUGCAGUCCCAGCAUUAACUGUAAUAAGUUCGUUGAGUAAAUAUGUAACCACAUUUUAGGUUAUUUCCCCAGGUUACAGUCUUAUUUUUAGUAUUUACUCUAUAGGUGAUUCUUAAAGCCAGUGAGCUCAGUGUUGCAACAAUCCAAAGGCACUCUAUUGAAUGUGUUGUCUUGGCAACUUUUCAUACAUUUGAGACUUUUCAAAUCAGACAAGUUGUCAGCUGACAUUCUACAGUAAUAUUGACAAUUGAGAAAUAUUAAAUGGAGCUUGGUGGGAGAAAUGUAUUGAGGUGAAGGGUUUGUGUAGAAGCAGCUGAAAGGUUUGUGGCAAAUGGUAGUGUUGCGCAGAAUGAAUUGGAAAGGGAGGUGAGAAAUAUCAGUAGACACUUUGAAUGGUGUCCCUUCAGUUCUGAGCAGAACCAUUCAACAAUCUAUAGCGCUUGGUCGCCCUUUGCCGUCUGGAAAAGCACACAAACACCUGGAUGUAAUUUUAUAUUUGGCUCCAUUACCUUUCACACAUAGUGACAAUCCACAUAUUGAGCUUCACUCGUUGCUUACUACUCGAACUAUCGUCACGCACAGACACCACAAUAUUCCAGCUUCUCCAUGUAAACUUGUUAGUUGCAUGCCAUGUUGUUGCUGCUGCUCCAAGCCACCUUCUUCCUCUUGCUGAUUAUUGCAGCUAGAGUGGGAGGGAGCCAAACUCUGAGCCCUUGCCCUGGACGUACACCACGCGCCGCUGUAGCGCGGGACGGGGGAAAACGGCAGCGUUAGGCCCCCCCCGAAAACCGCUGUGGACGAUGGGGGGUGGCCCCCCGCUAAGGUAAACACUCAGACCACACACUCCUGCCCCGGCCUCUCCAGAAAAAAUAACACGUGUCACAGUUUGCAGACAUUCUGACGCACACACGCCAACGUCCCAACCUGUUUUCAGGUUUCAUCUUUUUUGGACUUUUUUUUUUUUCCCCCCCCCGAAAAUUUCCUUUUCUUUUUUUUUCCACCACUUCUGCCGAAAAUCUUGCUCAUACAUUCCUGCCCCUGAAGACCAUACGUGUGAUCUUUGAAGAUGAUAUCGAAGCAGGCGUAUCUGUCGCGCCGAGAGCUGAGGGGUAGGUCACUUUAGGAUGAUCUUUGUUUUUUUUCUACACUGUGGCCACUUUAGGGUUAAGUGCCUUGCUUUGACGAUAACACCGCUAGGCCCUCCAUUUCAGGGGCUGACAAAGCUGGCGCAGGAUCAGUUGCUGGUUCAACGCUCAAAACUCACCUCCUCAUUGUCCUCCUAAAUUCACACCACAAUGAUUUUCAAUGCCACUCUCAACAUGUAAGACAGAAAAUCUCAUUUUGUUUUAAAUGACAUUUUGUUCGAUGUACUUUUGAAAUGGUUAAUUAUCAAUAAAUAAAAA
Messenger RNA from Corythoichthys intestinalis (scribbled pipefish), 3835 nucleotides. Its product is annotated as RNA-binding protein 4B-like. The record is from RefSeq and is a predicted model, not a curated record. The coding region runs from base 99 to 1766 and encodes 555 amino acids. Gene Ontology annotation, molecular function: mRNA binding. Gene Ontology annotation, cellular component: nucleus. The transcript is spliced from 8 exons. Lineage: Eukaryota; Metazoa; Chordata; Actinopteri; Syngnathiformes; Syngnathidae.